GCCGGCGGCGCACACAUCAUCGUCGCGCGCGCCUCCCAAGAACCUCUCGGCUACGGCACAAUCGGCAUGGUAAAGGACAAAGUCAUCGCCGCCAACUCCGCCAGCAACGCCGAAUAUGUCGUCUAUCCCGCCACUCUGGCCGGCUAUCCCACCUCCGAGUCCGAGGGUGUCACAGGCAUGAAGGAACUGGUCGAAGCAUACCUCGCAAAGGACUGUCCUGGCAAUGCUCCGAUCGUGUUGAUGGGCUACUCUCAAGGCGCUCAGGUCGUUUCCGACUACAUUUCCGGCCAGAAUGUGAAGGGUUUCGCUUACAAUGCUACUCUCACUGAGCCUGCGUCGGAUGAUGUUCUCUCUCGCAUUGCGGCGGUGAUCACUAUGGGAGAUCCGUCCAUCAACAUCACUUCCAACGCCGCACACGUUGGCAACUCAACGAAACCCGGUCUCUUCGAGCGUGCUGCCAAUUCCUCAAUGGUUCUGGCCGACAUCGCGGAUAAGUCCCAAGCGUACUGCGAUGCGCUGGACCCGUACUGUGCGAGUGCACCAAAUUUCAGUACUAUUUCCGUGCAUUUGGGGUAUGUGAACGAGUAUGGAAUGGAUGCGGUGAAG
Messenger RNA from Zymoseptoria tritici IPO323, 606 nucleotides. It is a transcript of the gene MgCUT5, whose product is annotated as cutinase. The annotation marks the transcript as partial. The transcript has a single exon. Lineage: Eukaryota; Fungi; Ascomycota; Dothideomycetes; Mycosphaerellales; Mycosphaerellaceae. The record is from RefSeq and is a predicted model, not a curated record. Gene Ontology annotation, molecular function: hydrolase activity.